Pararge aegeria (speckled wood butterfly) is the source of this 1867-nucleotide messenger RNA. RefSeq names its product prothoracicostatic peptides-like (gene PTSP). Bases 54 to 938 code for a protein of 294 amino acids. The record is from RefSeq and is a predicted model, not a curated record. NCBI's taxonomy places the organism in Eukaryota, Metazoa, Arthropoda, Insecta, Lepidoptera, Nymphalidae. The transcript is spliced from 7 exons.
CAGAGAAGGGGCUUACGAGAGUUCCACAAAAGUUUUCGCUGAUCCACUUCACGAUGCGGUUCUGCGUAGCCGCGCUGAUCGCGCUCGCCUCGCUGGCGGCGGCGGCGGCCGACGCGCCGCACGACGCGCCGCCUGCGCAGGCGGAGACCGACGUAGAACUCACAGAAGAAGAGAAGAGAGCGUGGUCAAGUUUACACGGAGGCGGAGGAUGGGGCAAAAGGGGGUGGCAAGACAUGAGCUCGGCCUGGGGCAAACGUGGCUGGCAGGACUUAAACUCAGCGUGGGGAAAGCGAGGAUGGCAAGAUCUGAACUCAGCGUGGGGUAAAAGAGGAUGGCAAGACUUGAACUCGGCCUGGGGUAAAAGAGGAUGGCAAGACUUAAACUCAGCUUGGGGGAAAAGGGGAUGGCAGGACCUGAACACCGCAUGGGGCAAACGAGCAUGGAGGGAUUUAUAUCAGACUCCGUGGGGCAAGCGUGGCUGGCAAGACCUAAACUCCGCUUGGGGCAAACGGGGCUGGCAGGACAUGAGCUCGGCAUGGGGCAAACGGGGCUGGCAAGACAUGAGCUCAGCUUGGGGAAAACGUGCACCAGAGAAGUGGGCCAACUUCCACGGCUCGUGGGGCAAGCGCACCGCUCCGGAACCUGACUACGAGGACUACGAGGUUGCUUACGAGCACGCCAUGCCGAUGCAACAAGACGAAGCUGACAACUUACCCAUGGACAGUCCGGAGAAGAAAGCCUGGUCGGCCCUCCACGGCGCCUGGGGCAAGCGGCCCAACAAGCAGGUCCAACUAUACAACAACGCCUACUCUACAGGAGCGUACUACUGGAAGAGAGAGCCCGGCUGGACGAAUCUCAGAGGCAUGUGGGGCAAGAGGUCAGCGCCCCAUGACCUGCCACUUGACGAUGAGCACGACGUAGCUGCGGACGAGGCCUAGACUACUGGCAACUGUAAUGUAUGUACACGAAAUACUAGUCAUAUCCAAAUAUAUUCGUCUAAACAUACUUUCAUAUGUUUAAGUUUAGAUAUUGUUGACCCUUCAAUCUCCAUUUACGCGAUGGAGCUUUAUCAAUACAUUGGCGGCAUUAGUUCCUAAGUAUAAGAUUAUUUUAUAUACCAUAGAUAUUAUUCACUUCGUUAAUGUUUCUCAGUCGACCGUACAAAUAAAACUCUAAAACCAUGUCACCUUCUAGAGUAGUGCUACUAGGUCUUAUUUUAUCUGGCAUCGUCUAACCGACAGGAUCAAUAUAUAAAAACGUUGUUAUAUCUUUAAUAUCAAGAAGGGACAGUGAUAUUUGUGAAGUCACGGGCCUAAACCUUCAAUACUUUAACGUGGAAAAAGGACGGAGUACAUAAAGUCAGUAUACAACGGCUUUGGGCUUUACAUUGUAUUAUUUGUAUUCUUUUCAUAUGUUUAAGAUAAGCCGGAACUAGAAGCCUUGUUGAUGGCAUUAUUACAUUCCCUACUUUGUAGUUUUAUCCUUGACUGUCUUAUUGUACUCUAGUUAUUUUUCCUUAGCUAAGAUCAAAGUUACACAAAUCGCAGGUACCGUAGUAAGCGACGAUGAAACGCUCGAUCCUUAAGAUAUUGGUACCGUCUACCGCGAAAUAACCAAAGCAUAUUGUGGUAUAGCAAUGGUGCAUGAACUUAAUAUUUUUAUAUCAAUUACUUUACUUUACAACAAUUUAUUUGUAUCUAGGUUUUUGUGUUUUUUACUUUUAUAAAUGGAUAUGCUGUCCCUUUUGAAUUUCUUUAUAACCCAUAAAUCCGUACACUUAUCCUUUGGGGUCUCUAUCUAAUCAAAGAGAUGGUAUAAGCCUCGACUUUGUAGAGAGGAAAGAUUUCUGGUUUGUAUUUCUAAAUUA